UAUUGACUGCUGGUUAUUAAUAGAUCUAAAUCCGCAGAAAUGGCAGAGAAAGGUGAAGGCAGAAGUGAAAAGAAAAUGGGCACCUACUCCUCGCCAAUUGCUUUCGCUUAUAUCUUCAACCUUAUUGUCGGUGCAGGCGUUUUAGCUUUACCUCAGGCCUUUAACAAAGCUGGUCUAGCAUUAGGUACCAUACUUCUCCUCAUUCUGUGUGCAAUGAGCUACAUCAGUGCUAGUUAUGUCAUAGAGUGUAUGGCUGCUGCUAAUGCUUAUGAGAGAAUGAGUAAGAGAAGAGAGAGAGUGAAGGAUAUGACAGCGCAAUCGAGGAAACCGCUGAAUUAUUCAUUGAAGAGACGGUCGCCUUCUCUUUCGAAGGAUAAUGGUGAUUCGCUUUCACACUCGAGUACAGAAGAAUCGGUCAGCACAAUACCGCCAUAUUGUGUUGAUGUGUCCGGAGUUUAUGAUCCUGACAAGAAAGAAGAGCAAGUCAAUAUAACUGAGGUUACUCCCUUAAUGCAACCAUCCUCUGAUUCAGAAAUAUUACAUCUUGCUCCCAUAGAUGAGGACUUUGAAAUUGACACUAAGUAUGAGCUGGGUUCAAUGGCUACCUUAUUUUAUCCAAAAGUGGGCGUCGCCUUAUACUACUUGUGCAUAUGCCUGUACUUGUGUGGUGAUUUAUCUGUUUAUGCUGUCAUAGCUCCAGCCUCUGUCACUCGUGUUGUUUGUGAUAUGUAUUCUCAUUAUCAUAAUACAAGUAAUGGUACCAGGGACUAUGAAACUGAAAAUGGAACUGAUGCUUAUUCUGAUACUUAUUCUGAUGCUUGCUUUCCUGGUUUAAACAAGAUAGAGAUUUAUUAUAUUUUUUUGUUGGUUUUCAUACUCUGUAUUGGCCCAUUCACUUUCUUUAAUAUGUCAAAGACCAAGCUUAUGCAAAUCACUACAACUAUUCUAAGAUAUUUAGCUUUCAUGUUGAUGAUAUCACUGGCUUUUGUGAGGAUUGGCCAAGGACAUCACUCUUCUCCAAAAACUGCCGAUUUUAAAGUACUCCCGAAUCUUUUUGGAGUCAGCGUGUACUCCUUCAUGUGUCACCACUCCCUCCCUGGCAUGGUCACUCCUAUGUCAUCAAAGAAAUACAUCUAUCGUAUAUUAUUUAGUGAUUUUACUAUCAUCCUUGUCUUCUAUUACCUCCUGGUGUUCAGUGGAGUCUUUGCUUUUCGUCCCGAGGAUAUGAAACCCCUCUAUUCUCUUGAUUUCUUUAAUCCGGGUGAUCCUUACUGGAAGCUGGUAUUUGGUAUAUACCUGGCGCUGUUCCCUGUCUUCACUCUUAGCGCUAGUUUCCCCAUUAUCUCUGUCACGCUUCGUGAAAACCUCAAGUGUCUUAUGAAGCUACUCCUCUCUGAGCCUCAAAUAAGAGGAUUACUAGGAAAGGAGCCACUUGAAGCUGACAAGUCUAUAAAGUUCCCUUUUGUUAUUGACCGUUUCUUGUUUCCAGUACUAGCACUGACCCCUCCUAUUGUGAUAGCGUAUGCUACGCAGCAGAUCGAUAUACUUGUCUCUAUAACCGGCUCGUUUCCUGGUGUCGGAGUCCAGUAUGUUAUCCCGGCUACCCUUGUCCUUUUUGCUCAUUAUAAAUUUAAGAAAAGUUUUGGGAAGUAUAAGAAUCCUUACAGUACUCCGUUGAGCCAUGUCGUCUUCAUGGUGAUUGUUUUGGGCUGGGCAGGCAUUAGUGUUGUUAUGAUGGUCCUGGAUUUAGCAUUAUUCCCUCCAAAGACAUCUGAGCCAUUUUAAUAUUUAUAUAUAAUAUAUUAUUUGCUAAUUAUUAUUAUUACAAUUAUUGUGUUUCAUUUAUUCCCUCCGAGAACGUCUAAGCCAUUUUGAGUUAAUGCUUACAUUUUGUAUAACUAUUAUUAUAAUUGCAAUUUUUGUGCCACAGGUUUAUUUUUAAAUAAUAAUUAUAUAACUAUUUAAGAAAAAGGAUGUGAUUUCAUGAUAAAUGUUUGAUUAUUCUCUGAGCUCUUUUGCACUGCUUUCUGUCCUUGGUUUCAUCAAGAGUACUAUCCUUGGUUUUGUCAUCUUUG
Molecule: messenger RNA, 2075 nt
Organism: Amphimedon queenslandica
Lineage: Eukaryota; Metazoa; Porifera; Demospongiae; Haplosclerida; Niphatidae
Product: transmembrane protein 104-like
Exons: 10
Coding region: 40-1785 (581 amino acids)
Source: RefSeq, a predicted model, not a curated record